AUGAACGACGGCAAGCAAGAAAUGGCGACGACGUUAGGAACUUCGUGUUUCAAAUAUCUUGAUUUCAUCGAUGUACCUCAUUCAAUUCGAUUAUCAGUGAAUUUCGAAAAUAUCGACCAACCACUAUUUGAUCAAUGUUGUAAAUUAAUUUCAUCAAAUGAAGAGAUCUUUACACAAAUCCACUCAUUAUAUCUAUCAAAUGAAAAUACCUGUUGGCAGAUUCAACCGUUUCUCUCUCGGUUUUCACUUGAUCGAUUCAUUCACCUUCAGUCAUUAACUCUAAAGGCAGUCACAGAAGACAAUCUUGAAUUAAUUAGAUCAACUUUACCAUAUCUCGAACAAUUAACUUCAUUUAAUUAUACAGAUUUUGACACACAAAGCGAUGCCAUUAUUUCCGUUUUACCAACGUCGAAACUCAAAACAUUAUCAAUUCCAACAUUACCCAACAGCAUCGCCGACAUCGACCGAUUUUCAUCUCUUGAAAAUCUAACAGUAUCAUCUUGCAAUCAAAAUCAACUAACAUCAAUAUGGAAAAGUGCCUCACGAUUGAAACAUCUCCAGAUCAGUACUUGGAGCCAUUUAAGCUUUACGGAAGAUAUUUUUGCAAAGCUGUCUUAUGUUGAUGAUGCUAUUCACCUUACGCAUUUGACGAUCGAACAUUUUCCAUAUGAUAACGAUACUCUUCGGACGAUUUUUAAGCAAACACCGAAUUUAACGUACUUAAAGAUAGAUGUAUUUUAUGGUGACAAUGCUAUUCGUGCUUCUGUAUGGGAAAAUAUCAUUCGUCUAUAUUUACUUCAUUUGAUCCAUUUUCAAUUCGUAUUUUCUUGUGAUCGUCAUAUGGAAUCGCGGUGUAUUGAGAUGGGAUUUGAAGAAUUUCGAGGACAAUUCUGGGUGGAACAACACCACUGGCGUACUGAAUAUGUGAUAUCAAAUCGUUCAGCAAGGAUUUAUACAACUCCGUACAUUUCAAAGAUGUAUCGGAUUGAAAGAGGCGCUUCUACACAUUGCAAUUCCACGACAAAUGAUACCGAUAAAUUUGAUAAUAUUAGCGAUUUAGCUAUUGAUGUUGAUGCUUUAGCUGAAGGAGCAUACCCUUCUUAUUUUUCUCGCAUCACAUCACUUUGCUUAUCUAACACGCAACUUAUGGAAACAGAUUCAAUCAUGAAAAGGACACAACUUGAAUCUCUGAAAGCGACUGUUAAUUUACUGAAUGUAACAAGUUUGAAUAUGACAUCGGCAAGUCGAUCGAUCAAACCAUCAAUGCUGUUAUAUCUUUUGAAAGAAGCACAACAGAUUUCAUCGUUGACUAUUGAUAGAGAAUAUCUAAAAUAUUUAUUUCAAAAUGAUGGAUUAUGCGAACAUUUAACAAGAACGAUUUUGAAAUUAGAAGUAUCUUGUAAUGGUAAGAGUUUAGUCAAUAACCUCAGCCAAUUGAAACGAUUUUGUCAAACAUUUUCAUCGAUUAGACAUUUGACAUGUAUGAAUGACAAUGAGGAAUUCAUAUUGUACUUAUUCAAACAUUUAUCUCAGUUAAUAUUGCUUAAUCUUCGAUCUCUAAAUGACUUCAAUUCAAUGUGGCUGAAAGAUUGUCUCCAGGAGCUAGGAAAUGUCGAGUUUGUUAAAUCGUCUGAAGAAAUAAAGAUUUAUUUAUUUCGAAAGUAUCAAACGUAA
Messenger RNA from Adineta ricciae, 1674 nucleotides. The record is from the annotation of a GenBank genome assembly. Lineage: Eukaryota; Metazoa; Rotifera; Eurotatoria; Adinetida; Adinetidae.